Molecule: messenger RNA, 1772 nt
Organism: Cucumis melo (muskmelon)
Lineage: Eukaryota; Viridiplantae; Streptophyta; Magnoliopsida; Cucurbitales; Cucurbitaceae
Product: E3 ubiquitin-protein ligase RGLG3
Exons: 12
Coding region: 249-1343 (364 amino acids)
Source: RefSeq, a predicted model, not a curated record
AAAAAGUGGAAAGCUUGUGGUUUUACACCCAUUUGAACAUGGUUGGGUGCACGCAUUAACAACGAGCCUUUUCCUUAAAGUCUGAGAUGACAAACACGAUAAGGAAUCCUCUUCAAAAUAUCCAUUAAUAUCCCAUAUUCAAAACCAUUGCAACUUCCCUUUUGACCUUCUUCUCUCUUUGUAUCUCUUCCCAUUGCAGGCCAUCGAAACAAAACCUCCCCUUUCUCCCUUCUGCUCUCUAGAGUUAGAUGGAUUCAGAUCGUCAUCGGAAAAUAGACUACCGGUAUAUUGCCGAUAAUUUCAGCUCAUUGGAUCAGGUUAUAUCUGCAUUGAGACAUGAAGGUCUUGAAUCAUCAAAUUUAAUUCUUGGUAUCGACUUUACAAAGAGUAAUGAGUGGACAGGCAGGUAUUCUUUCAGAAGAAAAAGUCUGCAUUCAGUUAGCAGUAUACCAAAUCCAUAUGAGCAAGCAAUUUCUAUUAUUGGUCACACAUUGUCUCCAUUUGAUGAUGAUGGCUUGAUACCUUGUUUCGGUUUUGGUGAUGCGUCAACAUGUGAUCAGCAUGUAUUCAGCUUUUAUCCAGAUCAUAGGCCAUGUAAAGGUUUCAAGGAAGCACUUUUUCGAUAUAGAGAAAUUCUGCCGUACCUGAAUUUAUCAGGUCCAACCUCGUUUGCUCCUGUUAUAGAUGCUGCAAUUGGCAUUGUUGAGAAAAGCAAUUGGCAGUAUCAUGUCCUUGUUAUUAUUGCAGAUGGACAGGUUACUAGAAAUCCUAAAACACCACCUGGUAAAUUAAGUUCUCAAGAGCAGGCAACCAUAAACUCCAUUGUUGCUGCAAGCUAUUAUCCUCUGUCGAUAAUUCUAAUUGGGGUGGGGGAUGGACCUUGGGAUGCUAUGCAUAAAUUUGAUGAUAACAUGCCUCAGCGUGCAUUUGAUAAUUUCCAGUUUGUAAACUUCACAAAGAUCAUGUCUGAGAGCGCAGAUGCGUCAAAGAAGGAAGCAGCAUUUGCCUUGGCCGCACUCAUGGAAAUUCCAUUCCAAUACAGAGCCACCCUCUCCUUGCCAAAUUCAAAGAGAGAAUCUAUAUAUGGAAAAAGUGCGGGGCCACUUCCUCCUCCUUCUGAAGUCAUCAAUCAUGACAAUGCAGUUGCAAUCCAAAAUUUGGAGCAUGCAAAAGCUGAAAAACAUAGUUCCUCAUCUGAAUCGGUCUGCCCCAUAUGCCUGACAAACCCAAAGGACAUGGCUUUUGCAUGUGGUCAUACAACCUGCAAGGAUUGUGGUGUAACUAUCUCAACGUGCCCAUUGUGUCGAGAACCUAUAAAGAUGCGCUUGAGACUAUAUGCCUAAGUUAAUAGAAACAACUUCCUCAUCGCCCCUUAAGGUAUCUUAUCAUUGAAGUUAGUUAAUUAACGGCUAUAUGAAUACAGUACCCCCGUCAUAAAAUAGCUUCCAAAAUCUGUAAAGUAUACUUGUACUGUACAGUUUGAUAACUGCCGAGGAAGGUGAACCAACAAAUAUGGGUUAAGAUACCAUCUCUCUUUCUCUUUCACAUCAAAUGGGUGUUUCGUUGAAAGAGGCAUGUUGUAAAUUUUCUCUUGUAUAAGGAGUUGCAUUGUAAAUUAAUGUUCAACACCGAGUAUGUGGCCGAGGAUAGGAUACUGUCUCAAAUGGAGGGAUCUGCAGUUGUGUUUAUGCAAUACCAGAGAGUUGUAAAAACGAAACAUAUUCGAGAUUAUUUUCCUUGUCAAAUUUAAUUUAUAAAAACUUGUUCAUCUA